This is a messenger RNA of Zingiber officinale, 573 nucleotides long. Its product is annotated as calcium-binding protein KIC-like. Gene Ontology annotation, molecular function: calcium ion binding. Lineage: Eukaryota; Viridiplantae; Streptophyta; Magnoliopsida; Zingiberales; Zingiberaceae. The coding region runs from base 53 to 451 and encodes 132 amino acids. The transcript has a single exon. The record is from RefSeq and is a predicted model, not a curated record.
ACAAUUAAAUACCAAUUCGAUCGAGAUUGAACUGCCAGCCGAGCGGUCGAACAUGGCGGAGGAGGGAAAGGCGAGAGGGGAGGCGACGGCGGCGGCGGAGGAGGAAUACGAGGACCUGCUGCCGGUGAUGGCAGAGCGGAUGGAGGAGGAGCAGUUUAUGCGGGAGCUGUGCGCGGGGUUCCGGCUGCUGGCGGAGGCGAAGAGCAGUCUGAUUACGCCGGCGAGCCUGAGGCGGAACGCAGCAGCGGCGCUGGGAGUGGAAGGUAUGACGGCGGCGGAGGCGGAGGCGAUGGUGAGGGAGGGGGACAUGGACGGCGACGGCGCGCUCAACGAGCGGGAGUUCUGCGUGCUAAUGGUCCGGCUCAGCCCCGAGAUGAUGGCGGACACCGAGGCGUGGAUAGAGAGCCUGCUGCUGACACCGCCGCCGCCGCCAGCGGCCGAUGCUAAUUGACCAUUAAGUAAUUGAUAAAUUUGUGACUCUGUCAAGAAAGAUCAGACGAUGAAUCAUGAUGAUCUUGUUGGAUUGUAAGCUGUCAAAAUUUUGGUAUACAAAUCUCCUCUGCCUUACUAUUA